ACCCCACACUUCACUUUCCCCCUUGACCCUCAACCCAGAUCCUAGCCAUGGGAAUUGCAAGCUCAAACCAGAGCACAGAAAGCCGCCCUUCCAAGCAAAUCUUCAUUCUCUCCGGCCAGAGCAACAUGGCCGGCCGCGGCGGCGUCAACGGCCACCACAAAUGGGACGGGGUGGUUCCGCCGGAGUGCAGCCCCGACUCCUCCAUCCUCCGCCUCAACGCCCAGCUCCACUGGGAGUCCGCCCGCGAGCCCCUCCACGCCGAUAUCGAUACCAAGAAGGCCUGUGGCGUGGGGCCGGGGAUGUCGUUCGCAAACGCCGUGAGAAAGCGUGUGGGGCUGGUGGGGCUGGUGCCGUGCGCGGUGGGCGGCACCGCCAUCAAAGAGUGGGCGCGUGGACGGCCCUUGUACGAGAACAUGGUGAACAGGGCUAAAGAGUCGGUGAAGAGCGGAGGGGAGAUCAAGGCGCUGCUGUGGUAUCAGGGAGAGAGUGAUACGUCGUCGUAUAACGACGCUAAGUCGUACAAGGAUAACAUGGAGAGCUUAAUCCAAAAUGUUCGUCAAGAUCUGGGCUCGCCUUCUCUCCCGAUCAUCCAGGUUGCAAUAGCAUCGGGUGACAGCAAGUACAUGGAAAGAGUGAGAGAAGCGCAGAAGGAGAUCGAUAUUCCCAAUGUAGUGUGUGUAGACGCCAAGGGAUUGCCACUGAAAGAGGAUCAUCUUCAUCUAACCACGGAGGCCCAGGUUAGCCUUGGGCAAAUGCUGGCUGACGCAUACCUUGCCAACUUUGCACCCCCACAAGCUUCUUCUUGAUUCUUCAAGGGAGAAUUCAAUCUCUCUUUCCUCUCCUGUCUUUUGACCAAGCUGUCUUCUUCAUGCUCUUUUACUACCUUUCGUAUCAUAAUCUUUUUGGGUAUGUGUGUGUUAUGUGUUAAUUAUAUACCAUGAGGUUUCGUUCCAUUUCUGAUUAUAGAAGAACUACUUCAGACCUA
Messenger RNA from Vitis riparia (riverbank grape), 985 nucleotides. Its product is annotated as probable carbohydrate esterase At4g34215. The transcript has 2 exons. Lineage: Eukaryota; Viridiplantae; Streptophyta; Magnoliopsida; Vitales; Vitaceae. Bases 48 to 806 code for a protein of 252 amino acids. The record is from RefSeq and is a predicted model, not a curated record.